This is a messenger RNA of Dermochelys coriacea (leatherback sea turtle), 1542 nucleotides long. RefSeq names its product nudix hydrolase 24, chloroplastic-like. The transcript has 8 exons. Lineage: Eukaryota; Metazoa; Chordata; Testudines; Dermochelyidae. Gene Ontology annotation, molecular function: 8-oxo-dGDP phosphatase activity. Bases 388 to 1371 code for a protein of 327 amino acids. The record is from RefSeq and is a predicted model, not a curated record.
GCGGGGCUGACUCAGGCCCAGGAUCCUGCCACUCGCUUGGCCAGCUGUGGCGAGAGGGCGUGGCCAGGCAGGGAUCCUGCCACUCCCUUGGCCAGCUGUGGCGAGAGGGCGUGGCCAGGCAGGGAUCCUGCCACUCCCUUGGCCAGCGGUGGAGAGAGGGCGUGGCCAGGAGGGAGCCUGCCAGUUGAUUGGCCAACAACUAAGGGGCGUGGCUUGAGGAAGCGUCUCAGUUCGGAGAGGUGGGAGGGAGCAGGUUUUACAACAUGCCUUAUGAUCCGAUUGGUCGGGGGGCGCGCGACCUGCUCGGCCCCUGAUUGGCGAGGGGGCAGGGCCUGAGGCGGAAGCGGCUCGACUGUGAUUGGCUGGAGGUGGGGCCGGGGGCGUCUCAUGGCGGCUUCCGCGUGGUCCGAGCGGGUCCAGGAGCUGCUGAAGCGGAUGAACAAUUUCCACGAGCACGGCUCAUCCCGGGACCAGUGCCUGCCCUUCCUGGUGGCGGGGCAGCGCGUGGGCUCUGUGCCCGCCCUGGUUGCCCAGCGGCUCCAGGGCUACCCAGCUGUGUUCACCGUGUGCCCCGAGCCCAGGCGUGUCAAGCUCCACCCACAGCUGGCGUCCCAUGAGCAGCGCACGGCCGCCAUGGGGCAGGUGCUCACGGAGUUGCGGGACCUGGGGGCUUUCCCCUGCCUGUGUGAAUGGAGAGACGAGCACUAUGAGGUGAUGCCCCGGUUCUGCGACCCGCCUCUCUUCAGCAUGGAGCGCGUGGCCACCGCACUGCUGGGGGUUCGCUGCUACGGCACCCACCUGAACGGCUACACCUGGCACGGGGGCUGCCCCUGCAUGUGGCUGGGCCGCCGCGCCCCCACCAAGCCCACCUACCCCGGCCGGCUGGACAACCUGGCGGCAGGGGGCAGCGCGGCGGGGCUGGGGGUGAUGGAGACGCUGGUGAAGGAGUGCCAGGAGGAGGCCUGCAUCCCUCCCACGCUGGCAGCGCAGGCACGGCCCGUGGGCACCAUCAGGUCAGCGUCACCCUGUGGCCAGGAAGGGGAAACGUAUCUGCAGGGUGCUGAGCCCAGCUCCAUAGGGGCAGCGGGGGGGAACCAGGCAGGGUCCAAUUGGGCACCGCUCCCCCACCAACUGACCCCACCAACUGACCUGGAGCUGCCCGAGGACUUCGAGCCCCACGUGGGCGACGGCGAAAUGCAGGAGUUUUACCUGUGGGGCCUAGACGAGGUGAAAAACGCCAUCGCGUCAGGAGACUUCAAACCCAACUGUGCGCUGGUCGCCCUGGAUUUCCUCAUCUGGCACAGCCACAUCCAGCCCCACCACGAGCCCAACUAUGCCGAGCUGGUCGAGGGGCUGCACCGGACCCUGUGAGAAGUCGCCGCACGUCUCCACUUCUGCUGCCCCCACGACAACGGCGCCAGGACACAGGGCCCAACCCUUCUCCACCGCACCCCCCGGCACCAGCCUGAAUAAAGCCUCCCCUCAGCUGCUGUGUGCACCUGGUUCUGGGGGGGCCACAGCUCACCCACCGCAGGCACCUGU